Molecule: messenger RNA, 621 nt
Organism: Capsella rubella
Lineage: Eukaryota; Viridiplantae; Streptophyta; Magnoliopsida; Brassicales; Brassicaceae
Product: probable leucine-rich repeat receptor-like protein kinase At1g35710
Exons: 1
Molecular function (GO): protein binding
Source: RefSeq, a predicted model, not a curated record
AUGGCUUUUGCUGAGAAGAAUCCUUCUUAUAAUCUUCUUCGUUUCCUUUUGUUCAUUUCCAUAACUUUGAGCUGUUCUAUCACAGCUUCUGCGACUAUCUCAGAAACAAACGCUCUUCUCAAAUGGAAAUCCACUUUCACGAACCAGAGACCCUCAUCAAAGCUGUCUUCAUGGGUCAUCAACGAUACAAACACCAAUACUAGCUUUCCAUGCUCCAGUUGGUAUGGUGUUUCCUGCAACUCACGAGGGAGUGUCGAAAAGUUAAACCUCACUGACAACGCUAUAGAAGGUACUUUCCAAGAUUUCCCCUUUUCUUCUCUCCCAAACCUUGCUUACAUUGAUCUUAGCAUAAACCGUUUCUCUGGAAUCAUCCCUCCUCAAUUCGGAAACAUCUCUAAACUCAUCUACUUUGACCUUUCCACAAACUACUUAACCGGGGAAAUCCCACCUGAGCUUGGCAAUUUGCGAAACCUAGAAACCCUUUAUCUUGAUGAGAACAAGUUAAACGGAUCGAUUCCAUUGGAGAUCGGUCUCUUAACCUCAGUUCGGGAUAUCGCCUUGUCUAACAAUUCCCUAUCUGGACCAAUACCCUCUUCCAUUGGAAAUCUAACCAACUUGGUA